This is a messenger RNA of Abrus precatorius (Indian licorice), 399 nucleotides long. Its product is annotated as anaphase-promoting complex subunit 11. The coding region runs from base 1 to 264 and encodes 87 amino acids. Gene Ontology annotation, cellular component: anaphase-promoting complex; nucleus. Gene Ontology annotation, biological process: protein ubiquitination; positive regulation of mitotic metaphase/anaphase transition; anaphase-promoting complex-dependent catabolic process. Gene Ontology annotation, molecular function: cullin family protein binding; ubiquitin protein ligase activity; zinc ion binding. Lineage: Eukaryota; Viridiplantae; Streptophyta; Magnoliopsida; Fabales; Fabaceae. The record is from RefSeq and is a predicted model, not a curated record. The transcript has 3 exons.
AUGAAAGUGAAGAUCCUGCGUAUCCUUCUAUGGCAUGCUGUUGCUUCAUGGACAUGGGAUGCCCAGGAUGAAACAUGUGGGAUUUGUAGGAUGGCCUUUGAUGGAUGUUGUCCUGACUGCAAACUCCCAGGGGAUGACUGCCCUCUGAUUUGGGGUGCAUGCAAUCACGCAUUUCAUUUGCACUGUAUCCUGAAAUGGGUGAAUUCUCAGACAUCACAAGCGCAUUGCCCCAUGUGCCGUCGUGAAUGGCAGUUUAAAGGAUGAGAGCAUAGUGUUCUGUUCUUUUUAAAUGUGACCACUGUUAACAAUGUAAAAAAAUUGGUAUAGUUAAUCGAAGACCUCUCUUCUGCAAUUUUUCCAUUAGUGUAAGGUGUAUUGCUUCUUUAUUCGCAAAUGUCC